AUGACAGUCGCAAUGGAGAAGGAUAAACAUCAUGAUUCAGAGUCAGAGUCAACGACAACAAUCCCGGUAGAUGGGGGUCCACCUCUUGAAACUGGCGCAGAUCGCGACCUUGAGCCGGCGCAUCCCGAGAACGAGAAGAAGCUUCGUGUGGAGGAUGAUGUUACCCUCGUCGAGUUCAAGGAUGGCGACCCGCUGAAUCCUUUGAACAUGUCUCCAGCACGAAAAUGGUUGAUCACAAUUAUUGUCUCAAACGCAUCCCUAUGCGUGACCUGUAACUCCUCAAUCUACACAUCAACAUACACCGGAAUCCAAGAUUCUCUCCACAUAUCCCACAUUGUCGCAAUCAUCGGCCUAACCCUCUUCAUCGCUGGCCUAGGAACCGGUCCCCUCUUCCUCGCCCCCCUCUCAGAAUUCUUCGGCCGCCGCCCAAUCUACCUAAUCUCCUACACCCUCUUCUGCCUCCUCAACAUCCCUCUCGCCCUCUCCCCAACCGUCUGGCUUUUCCACCCCGUUCGAUUCAUCCACGGUAUGACCGGAUCGGCGUUUUUGUCCGUAGCGGGAGGUACGGUGAGUGAUAUGUUUGCGAAGAAAGAUCUUGGAGGACCAAUGGCGGUGUAUACUGCCAGUCCGUUUCUGGGACCUGUUGUGGGUCCGAUAUUGGGUGGAUUUAUUGUCGCGGGCGCGGGAUGGAGGUGGGUGUUUUGGGUGAGUUUGAUAUGGAGUUUCGUCGUGCUUAUUGCGAUUGCGCUCGGUGUCCCCGAGACUUAUGCGCCCAAGCUUCUCGUCAAGGUCGCUGCUCGGGAACGUCAAGAAACAGGCAAUCCCAACUUGCGGGCGCCAAUGGAAGUCUCCCAGAAAUCCAUCCUGAAGACGAUCGGGGUUUCGGUCCUCCGUCCCUUCCAACUUCUCAUUUACGAACCCAUCAUCCUCGCACUCAACAUCUACACCGCUUUCCUCCUCGGCAUCCUCUACCUCUUCUUCCAAGCCUUCCCACUCGUUUUCCACGUUUCUCAUGGGUUUCCGUCAUCGUGUACUGGGUUGGCAUUCUUGGGAAUUGGGAUUGGGAUGGUUGGAGCUACGUUGUCACAGCCGUAUUGGAAUGGGCUUUAUGCUAGAAGGGCGCAGGAGUUGGCGGAGAAGGGGGAGGCGAUGGUGCCAGAGGAACGGUUGAGAGGUGCCAUGGUUGGUGGAGUGCUGGUUCCCGUUGGGAUGUUGUGGUUCGCUUUCACCUCUUACAAAAGCAUCCACUGGAUCGUGCCCAUCAUCGCCGGUAUACCCUUCGGUGCUGGUGUACUCUUGGUUUACAUCCCAGUCUUCUCCUUCUUGGUCGAUUCGUACCGGGUUUACGCGGCGAGUGCACUCGCGAGUAAUUCGUUUGUGAGGAGUAGUUUCGCGGCGGGGUUCCCGCUUUUCUCGAGUGCGAUGUAUGCGAGGUUGGGGAAUGUCUGGGCGAGUGCGGUUCUUGGGUUUAUUUGUCUGGCGAUGAUGCCGAUACCGUUCUUUUUCUUCUACAAGGGACAAACAUUGAGAAAGUGGAGUCGGUAUGCUUAUUCUUGA
Saitoella complicata NRRL Y-17804 is the source of this 1557-nucleotide messenger RNA. Its product is annotated as MFS general substrate transporter. Lineage: Eukaryota; Fungi; Ascomycota; Saitoellomycetes; Saitoellales; Saitoellaceae. The coding region runs from base 1 to 1557 and encodes 518 amino acids. Gene Ontology annotation, biological process: transmembrane transport. The record is from RefSeq and is a predicted model, not a curated record. Gene Ontology annotation, molecular function: transmembrane transporter activity. Gene Ontology annotation, cellular component: membrane. The transcript is spliced from 2 exons.